CACGACUCCACCCGCCUACAGCUUCUGCUGCUCAGUGUUUAGUAAACUUCACAGGAUGUUUCAGAACUGGAUGUGGUUUCUUCCUCAGCGACAGCAGACUUCGCAGCUCAGACCAGAGGAAAUAAACCCAGAAAACUGCUUCUUCUUACUGCAUUCUGCUCCAGAGGACUGUGAGAGGACUGUGAGAGGAGAGGACUCCCAGCAGCAGCAGCAGCAGCUCGGCUCCGGUCCGGUCGGUGUCUCGGCGUGUCGGUGGGUCGGACAGAGUACCUGCCGUACUCCCGCGGACCUGAUUGAAGACUGCAGAGUACACACAGGCCCAUAAUGAUGAUGUCAGAGAAUAUGGAGCAGAGUGAUGAUGUCAGCGUCCUGCACCCCCAUGAGGUGGAGCCCCCCAGGGAGGAGGACGGACACUGCCUCCUGCCCUUCAGGCUGCAGCUGAUCGAUGACCUGACCUACGAAGACGUGAAGAAGUGUUACCGAGGAUCAACUGUCAGCAAGUACAACUCUCAGUACCACAAAUUGUUCCAGACGGUUCCUAAAGAGGAGAUCCUGAUGAAAGUGUAUUCGUGUGCGUUGUUGCGAGACAUCCUGCUGCAGGGACGACUCUACAUCUCCAGGAACUGGUUGUGUUUCUAUGCAAACCUGUUUGGUAGAGACAUCAAGGUGUGUAUACCGGUGGUGUCCGUUCGGCUGGUGAAAAAACACAAGACGGCCGGCCUGGUGCCAAACGGCCUGGCCAUCACCAUGGAUACCGCUCAGAAGUACGUGUUUGUGUCCCUGCUGUCCAGAGACAGCGUCUACGACGUCCUCCGGAGGAUCUGCACUCACCUGCAGGUGAACGGGAAGAGUCUGAGUCUGAAGCAGUACCUGGAGGAGCCCAGCUCUCUGUCUAUGGACGAGUUUCCAGAGGUGUUGAAGUGGCGGAGGAAGCCCUCGCUCCCCGCCGUCUCCUCGUCCCUCCCAGACCUGCUGGGAAGCUCCUCCCCCGGCCUCGUUGCAGACACGCCCUUCAUCACGCACACGCUCACAGACAGCAGUCUGGAAACAGAGAGAUCCGAGAUCAGAAAGAUCCUGCUGACAGAACCAGUACCUGAACUGGGUCACGUGGAGUACCAGCUGCUGAAACUCUUCAUCCUGCUUGUCUUCCUAUUGGUCCUGUCGUCCUGCUAUCUUGCCUUCAGAGUUUGUCGUCUGGAGCAGCAGCUGAGCUUCCUGAGCAGCCAGCCCACGCUGAGAGAGAGGUGUGGCGAGGUGCCCUGCUGGCUGGCCAAUCAGAGGACAGGAACCUGACACUGAAGCCAAUCAGGGAGUUAAGAAGAAACUUGCACUUACAUAGACUUCCCAUCAGGGGGCGGCGGUGAGCAGAGACAGCUCUCAGGAGGACUGUAGCAGCGUCAGCAGCUAAACUCUGAGCCCGCCACGACCUGGUUACCAUAGAGACGUCACAAUAGACAACAGAAACAGUAGACUGACCUUUGACCUCUGAGGAUGAGGUGAUGGGGUGGACACGCAGAGGGCACGUAGAGGUCAGGAGGCUGGAGGGACGACGAUAUGCUGUAACAUAACAGAUGUAGAUUAAUGUGAAGCAGACUGAAAACAGUGAGUGUGUGUUUGUUUGUGUGUGUGUGCGCGCAUGUGUGUGUGUGUACAUAGACUUAACGGUAUUAGGUGUCAAACAAUCAGCCAACUAACGCACCGUAAAUCCACCGCGUACCUGCUACGGCUAAAGUGCGUAUAUUCCUGUACUUUGGCGAGAAACAUACUACGCUUCAGUUGAAGAAGAUAUCUAGGCUUGCGUAUAGACCCUUUUAGUGUCAACGUCAUGAUGAGGUCACGGUGUUAACUGGAGGCUAAACAAAGGAAAGACUGGAGGCUAACACAGUGGGCUAAAGCUACACAUCUAAAAUGUCAUCUUGCUGUGUUGUUGGG
Messenger RNA from Sebastes umbrosus (honeycomb rockfish), 1932 nucleotides. Its product is annotated as GRAM domain-containing protein 2A-like. The record is from RefSeq and is a predicted model, not a curated record. Gene Ontology annotation, cellular component: extrinsic component of cytoplasmic side of plasma membrane; organelle membrane contact site; endoplasmic reticulum membrane. Gene Ontology annotation, biological process: regulation of store-operated calcium entry. The coding region runs from base 325 to 1293 and encodes 322 amino acids. NCBI's taxonomy places the organism in Eukaryota, Metazoa, Chordata, Actinopteri, Perciformes, Sebastidae. The transcript is spliced from 13 exons. Gene Ontology annotation, molecular function: phosphatidylinositol-4,5-bisphosphate binding.